Morus notabilis is the source of this 837-nucleotide messenger RNA. RefSeq lists its product as uncharacterized. Gene Ontology annotation, cellular component: chloroplast envelope. The record is from RefSeq and is a predicted model, not a curated record. The transcript has 4 exons. NCBI's taxonomy places the organism in Eukaryota, Viridiplantae, Streptophyta, Magnoliopsida, Rosales, Moraceae. Bases 208 to 588 code for a protein of 126 amino acids.
UUUUAGAUUUUAGAGUUAAACCUGUUGUUUGGUUGAGGGCUGCGAAACCACAAGUGUUUGUAGUGUUUAGAGUCCCCUGCCUCUCUAUCCAAUACUAUCCAUCUCUCUCUCUAUAUAUAUAUAUAUAUAUAUAUCAAAUUUCUGGGGCUUAUCUUGGCCAAGCUUCAAACAAGAAGAAGCAGAAGAAGAAGAAGAAGAAGAAAGGUCAUGUCUCGAAAAGGGGGACCCACAACUUCACUUGCAAAGGACGUUCCAUGGAGAGCCUCGUCCGUAAAGCCAAUCCCCAAAAUCCACCACUCCCCAAUUCUCCGCGUCCCCAAUAACCCCACUUCCAACUACGCCAUUUCCAUCAUCAAGAAAGAUAAUCCUAUCGGAAAUGGGUUUGCCACUGAAGCCGUGGUGGAAUCAGCUGGACCCGAUUGUAUCGUCCCCGGUCAGACUACGCCGCUCAAAUUGCUCGGCCUCAAGGUGUGGCCGAUCGAUGUUAACCUGAAAUUUUUGGAACCGGUUGGGCGAGAGCUUAAGUUGAUUGGAAAGUUCAUGGAUGAUGCUGUCAACCUUAUGAACAAAUCGUUUAUAGAUCGUUAAUGGCACGGACUUCCGGCUAUGAAAAAGACAGGUCCCUGAACAGUUUUGGAUCAAGUUUUUUGUUUGUUGUUAUUAUUCUUGUGAUCAACAUGAAAGCGUAACUAGGAAGAGUAGCUAUAAUAUAAAGGAGAUCUGUCUAGCCUUUGUUUCUUGCUUAUGCUUUCUGAGGCUUAUCACUCUUGUUUUGGCUAUAAUUGUUCCGUAUAAGUUUUCUUGUUAAAUAUUUAUAAUAAGGAAAUACCUUUAUUA